GCUAAGGUUGCAGGAGAACAAGAGCGAAAAUGGUUGAUUGUAAAUAUCCAGGACAGUAAGGAAUUUAAAUGUCAACAGUUGAACAGAGAUGUUUGGAGUAACGAAGCUGUUAGGAAUAUUAUGGCUGAGCAUUUUAUUCUCUGGCAGGUAACAUAUAGCAUAUAGUUAUCAUUAACAGAUCAUUCGUUAACUGUAGCUUUACAUGCAACAGGGAUUAAAAAAUGCUUCGGAAAUGUAUUGUCGUAAGCUAAGGUCGUAAGCUCUAUAACUAUAGUGUAAGUGGGAGAACCAGUGUUGCAAAUACUCAUAACUUCUGAUAUGGUAAGCACAUAGAAGUAACGGAAAUUAUUUUCUUCAAAAAUAUGUGUGUAGUAUAGUGUAUUUGCAUUUUGAUGUCAGACUUAUAGAUUGUUCCUUAGUAUAUUUGAAUAAAUGCACUGCAACAAAUUGUGUAUGCGCUAUCGUUUGUAGGAUAAUGCAGUUUUAUACAACCUUCUCUGAUUUAGCUGUAGAUGAACAGUACGGUGCAAGCUUUUGCAAACAUUAAUAUUCUGUUAUAGGUAUACCACGAUAGUGAUGAUGGCGACAGAUACAUUCAAUUUUAUCACGUUACAAAAUUUCCUCACCUGGCAGUUCUUGAUCCUAGAACAGGUAUAAAAUAACCAAAUAGUGAUUGGCUUAUUUUUAAUUUAUUAACUUUGCCUAUAGUCAAGUUAUCUAUAAGCAGUAGCUAUUUGGGCCACAGGCAACCUGCAGGCGUUUGAGGUGAGACCCCUAGUGGAAUAAUUUAUUUACAUUAAUUCCAAUUCAGAAAAUUACAUGUUCCAAGAGAAUUGUAGUAGACAGACUUGCAGGCGGACGGACGGACGGACGGACGGACGGACAGAUCGCUAGACAGACAGACAAGCAAACAAUCAGACAGAUAGGUAGACAGACACAUAGAUGAGUAGAUGGAAAGGUGGACAGCUGGAAAGAUGGACAGACAGGCAUAGAUAGAUAGACAAACAGACAUGCAGUUAAGAAGACUGAGACACAGAUAUUCAGACACAGUGAUACGUGGUACAGAUACACAGAGAUGCUGACAAACAGACCUACAGACUGAGAGAAAAUGGAGAGAUAAACAGAGACACAGUGCAUUGAUACAGAUACACAGACAGAUAGACAUACUGACAGACAAACAGAUAAAGCUAUCCGAAAAGCAUCUCGAUUGUCGCUCUACUCACGCAGUACUUCAUAUAGAACCCAGUGUACGUUUUUGUACGGAGAAAAUCGUAUCGUGGAAGUGAAGUUGUCCGUAAAUAUGAUUUUAUUUCCACAGGAGAGAAGUUAGUAGAAUGGGAAACUGUUGAUGCACUGUCCUUCUGUGAAGUAGGUCAGUGUUUAUGUCAUACCAAUAACGAUGUAAACCAAUUUCACUAAAGAUAAAUAACAAAGUAAAAUACAUUGCAAUAUAAUACAGGAUUGUACAGUAUAGUGCAUAUUAGAGGUGUGCAAAUCCGAUCGGAUUCGUUCGGAUUUCGGAACAAAAAUAUACAUUUCGGAUCGGAUUGAUAAAGUUGUUUCGUAGUCGGAUCGGACUUCGAUAUUCGAAAUAAAAUGAAUUAAUUACCCACGUAUUAUUGCAAGAAUUAAUUAUCCAUGCAUUUAUCAAAGCAUUAUCGCGGUUGUCGCUGCAUUUUUCGUUUGAUACUUCAAUUGGACGUCACUUUGUCAGCUUCUUGACAUGUAUUUCUUGCUUUUAUAUUUAUUUGGUUAAACAUUUCAACUGGAAUGAGAAAUUUAUUUUGUUAAAGGAUUCAUCGGAUCGGAUUGGAAUUCUUUAUCACAACUCGGAUCGGAUUCGGAUUAGACAAUUUCGGAUCGGAUCGGAUUUUAAACAUUAGCCAAUUUUCGGAUUAUAAACGUCCGAUCCGAUGCACAUCUCUAUUGCGUAUAGACGUGCUCCAAGUCUGCCUCUCAAGGAGGUUAUUAUUUGGGAGUUAUAUAAGGGCGCGCGAAAAUGCGAGCGAUAGCUGACACCUACCCACCCACAUUGUUCCGUGGGACAUCGCAUUAAAUGUUUUCCGUGUUUGACGUCGUUAUGAAAGAGUCUAUACUUCAUUUUUUAUGAGGUGAAGACAGUGGUACAGUUAUAAGUUCUUUGUAGUUGUUUGCAUGACGAUAGUAUAAUAUAAGUUUUGGUUUGUGGUAACACCACGCGUAUUUGUUAUUCGAAAGCUUUGCAAUAAUAAUAAUUAUUAUACAGCUAUUUCAAUUAAGGUUGUACCCGAGCAAAGCGGAAAAGUCGAAUACGAGCUCGAAAGACUGCUGGGAAUCGCUAUGAAAAUUCAUUAAUUUUUUAGCGAUUCCCAGCAGCCUUUCGCGCUGGUAUUCGACUUUUUCCGAUUUUCUCGUGGACAACCUUAAUUGAAAUAGCUGUAUACACAUUACACAAGGUCUGGAUAUGAAGUAUUCUGCAAUCUAAUUGCAUGGUUCUCUACUAGCAGGAUAUUAGCUCAUAUCGGAUCCUGCUAGUAGAGAAAAACAAAAUGGCGGCUCAAACUGAAUUUCCGACAUUUUGCGAACGAGAAAACGGCAAGUUGUUCGCUUUUUAUAGCCUUUAAGCCUUUACAGGAUUAAAAACACAACGAAAAAACUCCCACAAAUUGUUUACAGGUUAGCAAAUGAAUGUUUAAAAUUUAAAAUGGUUAAAAAUAUAUAUUUUUGAAAAAAUACUUGGCCGAAAGAGCGAAGAUAAGAACAUAAACAAAGUAGAAAAAUAUUGAAAAUAUCCGAAAAGCAAAGUCUGUGAAUUCAGACCUUGUGUAUAUAAUAAAACAGUUAUUCCACUUACUCUCGUCGAAUAUGAGCGAUAGCCGAUUCGGCGCUACGCGCCUCAUCGGCUAUCAGCUCAUACUGGACUUGAGUUCGUAGAAUAACUGUUAAAUAUAUACGUUGUGUUUCCACAAAACAAAACGUACAUUAUAUUAAUUUAAACCUGUUUUAUCAACUCCCCAGGGAACGGUUGUUCAAUGCUGGAUUAAAGCCAACCCUCGGUUAAAAUCUAACCAGCUGUUUUAGUUUAUGUAUUUCUGCACGUUUAUUUCAAAACGUCGGAGAAGAAAACUCCUACUGGCUACUAAUCCAGGCAAUAUUUCUGAAGAAAUAUUUCCAAAUUCAUAAACAAGCUUUCAGGAAGUUUGCUUUAAAUUUUACGUUAACCUAGGGUUAAGCUAGUCGUCUUUUGAACGACCGGCCCCAUGCAAGGAAAAAGAAUGUAAUGUUCCCAUUGAACAUACUGUAGCAGAAACAUUGCGAAAUGUUGUUUGUUUCAUUGCAAAAGCGUUUCAGCUGUUUUCUUCUGUAUACAGCCACAGAAUUUUUAUCAAACCAUUCACUUGGAAAGGAAUCGAACGGAUGUUUUCCACCUGCAGCAAAACGACGAAAAAGGGUAACAAAAUGUAGAAUAAUGUAUGAGCUGCAUUAAAAUAAUUGCAAGCAACUCAACAGCCAAGGCAUUGAUAAGGACUGAUUAAAAUAACCAACCGUUUAUAGAAUCACUUGAAUAACGGUACCAAUAUUCUAACUUGUCCAAACUAUGGAAAUUACUGUGUAUUAAAGGCAUUUCAACGAGAAUGCCUACCUAUCUUCUUUAGAACUUGUUGUAACUAUAAAGACCUCGUUUCAUGCAAGAAUUAGUAAAAAUGAGACAGGAACCAGGCCUGACACGGAGUGGGGAAUACUGUUUUGGGAAUACUGCUGGAGGGUUUUUCGUCCUUUUGUCCCAAAACGUCAAAAAGAUUAGGUUAGCCUAACUAUUUAUCGCAGCUCUGAUGUUGUAUGAAAUUACACCCGAUAUUUUAUGAAGAAUUAUAUGCUUAACCUUUGUUGCAGGAAAGUAUCAUUGAUGCAUCGGAGGACUCGCAGUUAGAAGCUGCUAUCGCUGCCUCGUUAAAGGAAACUUCUACUGAAGCGCCACCUAAUAGCCUACGAGAUAAGGAAUACCUUGAUACUCCUGAUGAGGAUAGUUUGACCGAGUUUACAGAUUCUGAAACUGAAUCAGAAAAACCUCCUAAAGAUACUUUGGGAAAUGAUUCCGUUAAAAAUGACAAUAGAACUAAAACAGUAAAGUGGGAGAAAAAUGAGAGUAAACAGAAGGAGAAAAGUGUUGAUGAUGGUACUUGCCUUAAAAAAAACGAAACUUCUCAAACAAAGGAUGUUAAAAGACAAGAUGACGACGUGGAUGGUAAAGAUUCUGAAGGAGACGAUGAUAAUACACUUGAUCCAGGUGAGUUAAGUCAGCCUGCAUGCACGUUUCAAUUGUAUUGUAAUAAUUAUAUAACAACAUUAGUUUUUGUAACUAUAUAUAUUACGCUAAAAGAUGUCUGUCCUGUCAUUGCAUAGAACAGGCCUAGGAGUAGAUAAUUUACUGAAUGAUUACCUUAUGUAGAUUGUGUCAAAGCAUACAUAAUGUUGAGAUAUCCUAAUGGAAAACGAAAACAGAAGACAUUUCCUUCUGAAGCAGCUAUACUGGUAAGUAAUAUAAAUCUCACUUUUUAUUUUGCCCUGGUGUUGUAGUAAGGAGCCUGUGUAGCUUAUCUCGUAUAUAAGUCCACCUCACACCGGAGAGAGCAACUCUAGUUUCAAUAUAGACAACUCUACCGGAUAUGAGCUAUCUUGCAAUCUCUACUAUAGCAGGAUAUUCGUAUAUAAGUCGCCUGAUGACAUUAUUUUAAAGUUUUUUUAAAUGUUCUACUAUUUUAUUUAUUUCUAAGAGUUGAUUGACGUGUCGAAAUCUAAAAAGUAUUUUUAAUAAACAAAAAUUUUAAAUGAAAUUGACAAUUCCAGCUUUUAGUUUAUGCGUGCAGGGCAGAGUGCAGGGGGAGAUGGGAAGUAAGGUAUCAUAUUGCUGAUUAUGCUGAAAAAAAUAAAAAUGGCGGCCGUGUAAACAGGGAGUGAUAGCUUAUACUUGUAACUAUUGAAAUAUUUCGGUUGUUUCGGCAGUUUUUAUUGACAUUUUUCAGCAUAAUCAGCAAUAUACCUUACUUCCCGUCACCCCAAUGAUUUGUUUCACCGCGUAUACCUGUUGGUAAGCUUCAUUCAUAUGCUGAUGAUCGCCAAAUAUAUGAUUCACAUAAGGAACCUAAGGAACUUGAUUGAACAUCAUGUCACAUUGGUUUGAUAUUAAUGGUAUGAUUUGUAAUCUUACUAAACAUCAAGCAAUGGUCCUUGGCAACAAAUUGCACUAUGAAUUUUCUUUCCCAACAAAGCUAGAACUCACUGGAUUUCGUUGGUAUGACAAUUGAUCAAGAUCUUAACUUUGAUAAACAUAUUACUAAACAUAUUACUAAGAAAGUUGAUGAUCAAUUUAACGUAAUGAAGAGAUUCAGCAACCUUGUUUCCAGACAUACAAUGUUGAUAUUAUAUAGGGGUUAUAUAGUCCCACGUUUUAGCAACUGUGUAGCUGUUUGGCACUUGUGGUGCAAGAAAUUCAAACAAAUGGGAAGAUCUUAGUAAUAUGCUAACAACUUGUUAAAAAUGCAUCCAUUGUAAAAGAUAUCCACAGUAUUUGAAACAAAUGUUAAAUAGACGAAGUGUAUGACUACUCACUACGUGGGUCGGAUAUUCUGAACUUAACAAAAGUUAUGACCACAAAGCAUGGACUUCAUUCUUUUCGAUAUGAAGUAGUUAAACGAUGGAAUGGUUUGCCAGAAAGUUGCAGGGUUCAAGAUACUCAUAAUGUCAAUAUCUGACAUAAACUUUGAAAGUUAAUUUAUAUUUAUUAGAAACACCAAUUAAUAUUAUAUUUAGUUUUAGUAUAUGUAUAUAUAUUCUAUAUAUUCGAAGGUAUUAGCUUAUUGUAGCUAUCGUAAAUUCGAAUUCAAAUAAAUUGUAUUGUAUUGUAUUGUAUUGUCACCUCCUGCACGCAUUAAUUAAAUGUUGGAAUUCACCCUCUCCCUCCGUCAUUUUUCUGCGAGAUGCAUCCUCGGUCCCAGGGCCUCACGGCUGAGAGAUGUAAAACUGAAAAAUACAAGUAGAACUUCGACGUUUCGAGCGAAGACUCUUGGUCGGGACGUUAGUAUAGGGCCUCCCAACGAAGGACCUUCGCUCAAGACGUCGAAGCUCUACUUGUAUUUUUCAGGUAGUUGUGUUUCUCAUCAAUCGUAUAUGCUAACCGCCCAUUGGUCAUGGCUUGGGGUGCAAACUCUUGACCAAGUGCAUAACCACUAGAGGAAGCUACGGGCAGCAUGGUUCAGGUAACCGGUCAAACACUGCCCCUGGCAGGGUCCUAGCUGGUUUCAUAAGGAAAUUGGCACACCUUCCCUCCCCCCUGCCUUUUGCCAAGGUUAGGAGGGGUAUGCACCCCCACAUAAUUGACAAUACAACACAUGCAAAUCAUUCUAGGUAUAUCAUACAGGUAGUGAAUGGGAAUUUGAACAUUCAGUUGCAUACUUCGUUCUUUAAUAUUUCAUUAAAAACUGAUAAAGUUAGUAUCAUGAGUACAUAUUAAGUGUUCCUAUGGGAGAACUUUAGUAGAGGUUUAAAUCCUUUUCUUGUUGUCUUACAGUGUACAAACUUUUUUUUCGUAGGAUCUUAUCAAAUAUGUACAAAAUCAAGGAUAUUCUAAUGAAAGAUAUGAACUUGUUACAAAUUUUCCGCGCAAGAAACUUUCGUAUAUGGACUCUGAUCUUUCAUUAAAAGACGCUGGACUCUUUCCGAGAGAAACUGUGUUUGUACAAGAAAGAUUGCAUGAAAGUUAAUCGUGAUGUUUUGUUGACAUAUUUCAAAUUGGAUCCGGGAGAGAGAAGUUAGAAUUACCGCGUUACUUGUUAGUUGUAACUAAAAAUGAUUUCAGACAAUUUUUGUUCAGUUAGUGGUUUAUCUGAUACAACACGACCGCUGUAUAUAGCUUGUGAAACGUAACGAUGUUAACGGUUGUGUUUUGUCUAAAUUAUUUAAAAAGAAGUGAUGAUUUUAACUCAGAAAAUCGAGGGAAAUGUUUAUACAAAUUAGUCGAUACCUUGUCUCCAAAGCUGUUUCUCAUGGACGUAAUAUCUUUCAUUAUCUUUUUCUUCACGUACCGUUUGUCGGUGUUUUUAUCGUUUUUUAAUCAGUUUCACUCAAACAUUUUACUUUCCCCCCUUACCAUUCAAUUCAUGUUUUGCUGACUGCGAAAACAAUUUGCCGACUGGGAUAAAAUAAUUUACAAACUUUACCCAAACUUAAAUCUCCUUAACUUCAUUGCUUCAUUCCUCAUUGCAAACUUAAAUCUCCUUAACUUCAUUGCUUCAUUCUCUGAAUGAAUGAAUGAAUAGUUUGUUUAAUAAAAACAUCAUCUGGCAGUCAGAAGACUGAAUUACAUGACGUUAAGUGUUACAAGGUUAUAAAUAGUAAAAAAUUCUAUAUUACAAUGCAAUUUAAAAAUUGUUAAUAUAUACUAUAUAUCAUAUACUUGAAUGUACUAAUCUAUAUGAGUUAAAAAUUCUAA
Molecule: messenger RNA, 7468 nt
Organism: Paramuricea clavata
Lineage: Eukaryota; Metazoa; Cnidaria; Anthozoa; Malacalcyonacea; Plexauridae
Source: the annotation of a GenBank genome assembly